AUGGCGGGACCGACCACACAGGAGCCCGUGAAGACCCAGCAGAAGUGCAUUGCCAUCUUCGCCCUCCUCUGCUGCCUUGCUGUGCUGGUGGCGCUGAUCUUCUCAUCAGUGGACAUUUGGGGGGACAGUGAGGAUGGUAUCACAGAGGAGAACUGCAGCAGAGACUGCCGCAUCGUGCUUGUGGAGAACAUUCCAGACGACCUAUCUCUCCCCAUGGAAGGCACACCCCACCUCCCUCUCUCUGUUGGCUUUCACACACUGUUGGACCAGGCAAAGCACUCAGUUGAGGUGGUGUCACCUGUCUGGGACUUAAACCCCUGGGACCUGGAAACAAUGCCAAACACUGCCAAACAGGGUCGGCUUUUGUUCGAGAGGCUGCUCAGCCUGAAAUCUCGUGGGGUUAAACUGAAGAUUGCCAGCGGUCUGACUAACUCCGCUGAACUGAAGACCUUGGCAGCGCACAAUGCAGAGGUUCAUUUUCUUAAUAUGACAGCUCUUACCAGAGGAGGACUCCACUCCUCAUUCAUGAUAGUGGAUCGGAAGCACAUUUACAUCGGGAGCGCUGAUAUGGACUGGAGGUCACUCUCCAAGAGAAAAGAACUGGGGGUGGUGGCGUAUAACUGCAGCUGUCUGGCUCUUGACCUCCACCGAGUCUUUUCGUUUUACUGGCAGCUCCAUGAGAGGGACUACAUCCCCUCCAUCUGGUCAAAGAGAGUUACAGCCCUCUAUGGGAAGCAUGAGGCCCUGGAGCUCCAGCUCAACACUACCCAUGCCACUGCUUAUGUGUCUACCUCUCCUGAACUCUUCUGCCCGAAAGAUCGCACCAGAGAUGUAGAGGCCAUUUAUCAAGUCAUCCAGAGUGCAAAGACAUUUAUCUUCAUAUCCGUGACGGACUACCUCCCUCUGGUAAACAGGAGCUUCAGAGGAACCUCAGUCACCAGGUAUUGGUCACCUAUCGAUGAAGUGAUCAGAGAGGCUGUGGUACUGAGAGGAGUCAGAGUUUGCCUGCUGAUAAGCUUCUGGAAGAAGACUCACCCCCUCACCUUUAACUUUGUCACCUCCCUCAAGUCACUCUGCAUGCAUCUCCACAACUGUUCACUAGAGGUGAAGUUUUUUAGUCACAGAGAGCAAAAGGAUGACAUUCAACAUGGACUCAACCACAACAAGUACAUGGUGACCGACAAUGCUGUCUACAUUGGGAACCACGACUGGGUUGGUAGUGACUUUGCCAUUAAUGCAGGAGUUGGGCUGGUGCUCAAGAUGAAAAAUAGUCUUACCGACGGGGGAGUGACCAUCCUGGAGCAAGUCAAGGCUGCUUUUGAAAGAGACUGGAGGUCACGUUACGCUAAGAGCCUGCAAGGAAGCAAAGAUCAACAGGGCAAAUACAGAAAGCUGCGCCACGCGAAAACUCAUAAGGAGACUAAGGAGGAGAACAAAUGGAACAACCCUUUAUCUUUAUAA
Messenger RNA from Xiphias gladius (swordfish), 1461 nucleotides. RefSeq names its product phospholipase D family, member 5 (gene pld5). Bases 1 to 1461 code for a protein of 486 amino acids. The record is from RefSeq and is a predicted model, not a curated record. Lineage: Eukaryota; Metazoa; Chordata; Actinopteri; Istiophoriformes; Xiphiidae. Gene Ontology annotation, molecular function: catalytic activity. The transcript has 10 exons.